GCUCAAGACCCUGUGGGGUCGAGCCACGGGUGCCAUGCACGGGGUGCUGGCGGUGGUGGAGAACCUCAACCAGAGGUCCAACGAGAUCUUCGAUCGCCUAGAUGCCCAGGUGGCCCAGAUCGACGCGCGGCUCCAGUCCUUAGAGCUCCGCUGCGGCAGCUGCGCCCAGCGCGUGGAAGGCGCCCGCGGCUCCACGGAGGCGCUCAAGGUGCAGAGCGCCCGCACGUUCUCUGGACGCCAGCGCCCGCAGAUCCACACCGCUCGCCUCACAUUGGAGGAGGAGACACUGCUGAGCUUCCGGCGGACAGCGCGACCACCAGAGGAGACCGGUGGCGUGUCGGUGACCAGCGCAGCGGAGGACUUGGCGCGGGUCCUGCGCACCGUGGCGCAGCACACGGCUUCCACCCCGGAGGUCCACUCCCUGAAGAAGACCCGGGAUGAGCGGCUGCUGCCCACUGCAGGUCGGAUAUCCUCGGUGUCUGAGCUCUUCUUGUUGAACUCUUCCGAGCAGCCAUACAAGGCAAGACACGAGGUGGACAACCUCGUGGAGCCAGAGGAUGAGUCGUUCCUGGAGCCGCGCCUGCAGUCUCCGGAGGCCGCGCAGGACACCUUCGUGGAGCUGGGCCCCGUAGAUCUCGAGGAGGACGAGCCGGACCGCGCCACAGAGGACCUGCGCUUCCGGCCCCGGAACUCGGCGGCUGCGGAGGUCACCUUCGAUCUGCCCGACGUGCUGCCAGACCUCGGCCAUGUGGCGCACAUCGUGUGGCGCGAGGGCGACACCAACGAGACGGACCGCCCGGCCUGGGACGCCGCGCCGUCAGACCUGGCGCGCCGCGCCAUGGCCAAGCCGACGCCCAAGCCGACGACGCGGCCUCCGCCGCCGCGGCCCUCGCUGCUGCCGUCGGUGCCGCCGCCCGUGGCGCCGGUGGCGCCGGUGGCGCGGCCCCAGUGGCGCCUGCCCCCGCGCCGGCGCCAGUGGCCGCAGCGCCGGUGGCCGCUCCAGCGGCGGCGCGGGUGCAGGCGCCGGCGGCCAAGCCGCCUCCCCCUGUGCCGAAGGAGGGGAAAGGCAAAGGGAAGGGCAAGGGCAAGGGCAAGGCGCCGCCCCCGCCACCGCCUUCGAAGAAGCCUGGGGGCCCUGCAAAAGCCCCAGCGCCCAAAGUGGAGGGGGGUCAGGGUAAGUCCGCCAUGCUUGCAGACAUUCGUGCCGGAGCCAAGCUCAAGAAAGUUGCACCUCCAAAGGAGCGUUCUGGUGCAGCAGUGGGCCGGGUGGUUUGAUUGCACAGCGCAGCAUUGCUUGUCAAAAGCGGCGCCGGCAGCCAACUCGCCCUAUGGGACCUUGGUGGUUGAAGACUACCAGGUGGGAGCUAUGGGCCAGCAAAAGGUGGGCGAGACGCCGCUGAACUAUCAGCUGAAGGUCGAGGGCUCUCUCGCAGUGAACAAGGGCUUCGGCAACAAUGGCGCCAACCGCCUGGAGGUGGACCUCGCCUUUUACUUCACGGCAUCAAUGUCCACUGGACUUGCCUGA
This is a messenger RNA of Effrenium voratum, 1525 nucleotides long. NCBI's taxonomy places the organism in Eukaryota, Dinophyceae, Suessiales, Symbiodiniaceae. The record is from the annotation of a GenBank genome assembly.